Sinocyclocheilus grahami is the source of this 2604-nucleotide messenger RNA. RefSeq names its product calcium-binding and coiled-coil domain-containing protein 1-like. The record is from RefSeq and is a predicted model, not a curated record. Gene Ontology annotation, biological process: positive regulation of transcription by RNA polymerase II. Gene Ontology annotation, molecular function: transcription coactivator activity. The coding region runs from base 119 to 2083 and encodes 654 amino acids. The transcript has 15 exons. Lineage: Eukaryota; Metazoa; Chordata; Actinopteri; Cypriniformes; Cyprinidae.
UUGUUAUUGUUGUGAGAGGUUCGUGGCACAGCUCAUCUCAGCGAAUGUGUCAGUGUUUUUCAAGAGGAGAUUGUUUUCAUAAUCUAAGCUAAAUCGGGUGCAUCACUAUUCUGUUGCCAUGGAGAAGACAUGGGGGGUGGAGUUUCGAAAUGUCGGAAGUUGCUACUUUCCUCAGAGCAGAGUGGACUGCCACUACACCAUCAACCCUCAGCACACGUGGGCCAGUAACGACUGGGUUGGACUGUUUAAGGUUGGCUGGACAUCAGUCAAGGACUACCAUACGUUUGUGUGGGCAGUAGCUCCAUCCAGCUACAAAGAGGGGACCUCUGUCAACUGCUGUGUUAAUUUCCAAGCUUCUUACCUACCAGGGCCUAGUGCUCAACAGUACCAGUUUGUGUAUGUGGAUGGAAGAGAAGAGGUUUGUUCUCGCAGCACUGCCUUCACCUUCUCAGCCCCCAAGCCCCUAGAGGAGCUGGUGACUCUGGAGGAGGAAGGUCAGGGGGAGGAAGUGGGCGAGGACAUGUUGCUGGUCAUUCCUAGAGCCCAGCUACUGCAGAGUCGUCUGCAGGAGUGUUUGAAGGAGCGUGCUGAGCUACUCCAGGCUCUGGAAGCAGCAGACCAGAACGUGGAGAGGGAGAAAGGCAGAAGAGAAAGAGACAGAAGCUCCUGGGAGCAGAGCCGCAAGGGGCUGGAAAGGAAGAUCGGCGAGCUGAAGGAGGAAGUGAGAGAAUAUAGGGAGAAAGUAGAGGAGAUGAAGAAGCAGCAGAAGGAAGUUGAGGAUUUAGGUGAAGCCCUGACAGAGGAGAAGAGAGCCCUGCUGGCUCAAAAAGAAGCUAAUGAUCAGCGAAUCAGAGAGCUAGAGGAGGACAUUAAAGUACUGACCCAGAGAGGCCUGGAGAGAGAGACUGACCUAGAAAGGAUGAGGGAACGGGCCAAGAAAGCAGCAGCUCAAAAGAAGGAAGAUGAGGAUGAGCACAAGAACCUGAAGUUAAAGAUGGAUCAGACAGAGAAGGAGCUGCACAGUCUGUCAGCAGAGUUCCAGAGUCUGAGAAGCUCGCUGGCCCAGAGAGACACACACGCCCUUCAGCUCCGAGACACCAUCACCACCCUCACACACAAACUCAACAGCGCUCACAGGAAGGAGGCAGCCAAUGAAGUGGCUUUGAGUGAACUCCGGAGUGUUCAAGAGCGUCUGAACAUGAGUGAACGUUGUGUGGAGACUCUGAGGGGGGAGCUGAGAGACAUGGUCGCUCAGAGGGACACCACACAUGCCGAACUUCAUCAGGCCCGUCUGCAGGCCGCACAGCUCACACUUCAGCUGGCAGAUGCCAGUCUGGCUAUGAGAGAGGGCAGGGCUAACUGGGCACAGGAGAAAGAGACCCUGCAGCAGAAUGCAGAGAUGGACAAAGUGCGUCUGGAACGUCUAAAUGAUGAGAUUCAGCAGAAGGAGGAGAUGUUGCAAGAGGCAAGGAUGGAGAGAGAGAAAGCAGUGGUGGAGCUGGGACGAGAGAAAGACUGCAAUCGGGUUCAGCUAAGCGAGACUCGUCGUGAGCUGCAGGAGCUGAAGGCCAGUCUCAGGGUGGCUCAGAAAGAGAAGGAGCAGCUGCAGACAGAAAUACAGGAAGUGAUGGAGUACAGCCGUCAGCUGGAGAGAAGGCUGGAGGUGCUGAGCGAUUCUAAAUGGAGUGAGACGGUGCUGCUGCAGAGCAGUCGUGCAGAAAGCCCACUGCUGUCUGAUUCUGAGGAUGAGAACCCAGAGGCCUUGCAGAACGCACACUCUUCUGGUCCUCUGAACCACUAUAGUCUGUGCGAGCAGCCCCAGGCCGACCUGCUGCUCCCGGUCACCCCUCCACCUUCUCCCAGACACCCCUCGGGCAUGGACGCGGUGGUCAUCAGCCAACCUGCACCCCUCUCAUCUCCACAUCAGCCCAGUGCUCACACACAUGCUCACAGCUCUGAGUCGGAGGAAGAGUAUGAGGCCGCUCAGUCAGGAGGGCACAGCUCUGGAGAGGAGACGGCUCUUCUCCUGCCUGACAACAGAGACACUACCCUCGGAGAUCUGGCAGAGAGCCCUUUGUGGUGAGGAGCAGAACUGCAGGACCUGAGGGCCAGUGCAGCGUGGACUGCUUUGCAGGGCAACACACGUGUUACGAGUUUUGUAUUUAGAAGCAUUUGCGCUUUAUAUUAUAUUGACAUGAGUAUUUAAAUAUGCAAUUUGCUUUACACUUUAUAUGCACUUAGAAUAUACAUAAGCUAUUAGACCUCUUUAUGUCGCACACGGUUUUACAGUAACUUGCACAGACGUGUUAUUUUACACAUAUCAACUGACAAGCAGAAGGCGUCUGUAAUGAGCAGAUCGAGAGAAAGGUUGUAUUUGAAGCAGAGAAAGUAAAGCAUGUUUCUCUGUGUGUGUGUGUGUGUUAUGGUUGUUUUUUUCAAUCUUGAUUUUCUUGUGUUCUGUCAUAUGACUUGUACUGAUAUAACGAUUAUCAUUAAUCUGCAUCAGCAAUAAUGUAAAGCACAAUGUCAUAGAGAUUCUUUCAGGUUUUAAAUGUAAGAUUUAGUUUGGGUGCUCUUGAUUUUGUGGGUCUUGUGAUAGAAGUU